Lasiodiplodia theobromae is the source of this 1179-nucleotide messenger RNA. Its product is annotated as Drug/metabolite transporter. The record is from RefSeq and is a predicted model, not a curated record. Gene Ontology annotation, cellular component: membrane. The transcript is spliced from 3 exons. NCBI's taxonomy places the organism in Eukaryota, Fungi, Ascomycota, Dothideomycetes, Botryosphaeriales, Botryosphaeriaceae. Bases 1 to 1179 code for a protein of 392 amino acids.
AUGAGCGCAACGACGCAGGACACGACGAGGGAGAUCGCCUCCGGCCGUGAGCAAGAGCGGCGGAAGCAGAGACUGGAUGACGAUGAGAAAGCCCCCGAUACGGCGUUUCAGCGCUGGUGGGUGCGCAACAGGGCGUGGGUGCUUGUCCUAACGGCGGAGAGCUUCGGCGCGUGCAUGGGCGCCACGGCGAGGCUGUUGGAGGACGAUGAGAAGGGCGCUGCGAUGCAUCCGAUGCAGAUCAUCUUCGUUCGCAUGGCAUUGACGGGCAUCCUGAGCACGAUUUACAUGCGCGCAACCAACGUCCCGGACUUCCCCUGGGGACCACCAGGUGUGCGGGGGUGGCUGUUGCUGAGAGGAUUGACAGGCUUCUUUGGACUCUCGGCGUUCUACUGGGCGCUACAAUAUCUCCCUCUGGCAGAGACGACCGUCAUCACCUUCCUCACACCAAUGAUGGUGCCGUGGGCGGGGGCGCUGCUCUUCCACGAGCCGCUGGCCAAGAAGGUCGUGUUCGCGGGCCUCGUCUCCUUCGCCGGCGUCAUCAUCAUCGCGCGGCCGCCGUGGCUGUUCCCCAACGACCAACAUCACAACGAAGAGGAAGACGGCAGCCCCUCAGCCAGCGCGGCCAUGCGCACGCUGGCGGUGACACUCCUCCUAAUCGGCGCCGUGACAGCAACCGUAUCGUACACGAUCAUCCGCGGCAUCGGGCACCGGGCGCACGCGCUGAUCAGCGUCAACUACUACUCGCUGGUGUCGACGGUAGGCGCGGCGCUGUUCCUGCUGUUCGCGCCCGGCGUCGACUUCCGGCUGCCGGCCGACGGGCGCCAGUGGGCGCUGCUGUCCGUCAUCGGCUUCUCGGGGUUUUUUCUGCAGUUCCUGCUGACGGCGGGGCUGCAGCACGACAAGAGCGCGCUAGCGACGACCAUGAUGUACUCGCAGGUGCUGUACGCCCUCGUCUUCGACAAGCUCAUCUGGGGCAACGUGCCUGCUGCGACGAGUUGGUGCGGCGGCGCUAUUGUGCUUGCUAGCACCGUCUACGUCGCGCUGUGGGGCAGUGCCGGCGGCAGCGGCAGCGCGAAGGAGGGCAAGGAGAGCGAUGAGGAACAAGGCCUCCUAGCCGGUCACCGACGAGAAGGGGAUGAGACGACGGACGUGGAGGGGGCUAACUUGGUGAAUGAGUAG